Molecule: messenger RNA, 889 nt
Organism: Tuber melanosporum (Perigord truffle)
Lineage: Eukaryota; Fungi; Ascomycota; Pezizomycetes; Pezizales; Tuberaceae
Exons: 1
Coding region: 538-726 (62 amino acids)
Source: RefSeq, a predicted model, not a curated record
CUUAGCAUUCAUAUCACACAUUCACUUUCUACCACACGUCCAUGCUUUGUUCCUGGUAUCGGCGAUUCCACGCGCGCUACACGUAUAGUCAUCGUCCUACGUACGAUUGAUCUAUUACGUCUCGAGAGUGUUGCCAUCACCUCGCUCCACCUGUCACGUUCUAUCACCCGGCCAACGAGUCAUAGGGCUUCUUUUAUGUUGAUAACAACUCUCAAUGGCGAUUCCCUAUCGCCCCUCAGACCCCCCUCGCAAUAACUCCGGCGUCCCUAGCGCCCCGAGGUCCGACGCCACACUCCACCCGCGCCAACCCCCAAUGCGAGACCAAAGGCAUGCCUUCGGACGGCUGCUCAACCAAGAGGAGGCUACCGUGUGAUCGGCAAGCCGGACGGAAGGAAUACUUCCGACCUAGAUACCGCACUCGAGUAUGCUUGCCAGUAAGCGUAUUGUCGUUGACUUAGAAGCGAUUCGUUCUGUAUCGAACGUUAGGGAGUUCAAAGACGUGUUAGCUCGGGGAGGGGGGAACAUUUGAAGAGGACUAUGAUCGGUGCUUCGAGUCGGAUUCGCCGGCAGCUUGGUAGAUGUAAUCCUGUCAUCUGCCGCCGCCCUAGCGGGCAUUCCAGAAAACUAUCGAGUACGAGUUGCCGAACUUACUAUUUCAUAGUGCUAUUCGAGAUUCCAAUUAACCUAACAAAAACCGUGCCACUCAUUCUCCGUGGUGUAAGUUGAUGGAUAUGUAAUCCCAGUAGGCAUGUUGGUGGUUAGCUAGAACGGUCAUGGUGAUGGUUGUCUGUCCUUUUCGUGUUAUGUGGGUUUACCCUGAUGUGUGGGAGUUUUCCCUUCCUGUAUUUAAGCAGGAGCAAAUCGGUCAUGGACCACUAAGUCGAACACA